AUUUUCACCAAGUUGAUUAAAAUUUUGUUAUGGAAACUGCAUGCAUUUUGUGUUUAAAAAGUUGUUGCCAUUUGUGACUUUGACUUUUUCUGUGUUAAUUUGGGUUGUCAAUAUUUGUGGAAAAUGAGAAAGGCUGCUGCCCUCCCCUUGUAUUCAGCUCAGUGACAGGUGAACUUUGAACAUAAGUUUGAGACAGUUGCAGAUUUCCAUUGGAGGAAGAAAUUCCGUAACCAAAUGAACACAGUUAACUCAUAUCCCUUGAUUUGGAUUUUAAUUACAGCAGUUGGCAAGGUAAACUAUGACUUUUCUAUGAGUAUGAGGAUUUAAAAAAAAAAAAAAAGUUACCUUAACUUAAACUUAAAGCCUUAAAACUUAAAAAUUAUUAUUUUAAUUUCUAGUUUUAGUUUAGACAGAACUUUAGUUUAGAUUAAUCCAAUCUACUUAGCCUACUUAUUUGUUAGGCCUACUAAGACUAAGUCUAAGGUAUGUCUAUUUACUAUUAAAAACUAUUAUAAUUUUAUAUAGUAUAGGCAUAGGCCUAUAACUUAUAACUAUAAUAAUACUAGUCUAGCCUACUCUAGUAAAUAGGCUGCAAAAUAAUUUAAAACUGUACUUUAACUGUAGGCUAGAAGUUAAACUAAAGUCAUUUAUACAAAUUUGGUUAUAACUUAAAAGUAAAUUUGAAGUACUUGAAGAUAAAAAAGAGCAUACCGGGUACUCAUACACCAUGUACCUGUUCAACUCAGAAUGUCAAUUCUAUUUUAACUAUAAUAAAACAUGACACAUUUUCAUCAUUAGUCAUCAUUGUCACCCAUUGUGGAACCUUGAAAAUGUUUGCUCUAGACACUCUAGUCUCCAUUACUGAUACGAGGAAGAAACUGCAAAUAUCAAAUUAUUUAAAAGACCUAUUAAUUCAAAGUUUUAUUGUUAUUAUCCGUUCUUGACAGUUACUGACUCUUCCUCAACUUUAUGUAUAAAUUAAGUUAACCCUCUUGAGACACAGCCUUUUUGGACUGUCUAUGCCAAAAAGACAGAGCCCUUUUCAAAUGCCUUGAUUGAUGCCCUACACUUACAAUGCCCAAAUAUGUUAUAUUUAUAUUCUUGUAAGGAAUUGAAUAAACUAAUAUGAAAUUUAGGAAGAAAACUGAAAUCUCAACAUUUAUUCAAAUGAAAUAUCCUGAUUUGCAUAAUUUAUGCAUGCAAUUUUUUUUCCGAGGCUGCUUAUGCCUUUUUGGCAUCUUUCAAGUUCUUAUAUUUUUUAAGCAUUUAUAGGGGUCACUGCCUACAAAAAAAAAAUUGUGUACAAAGACAGAACAUGAUAAACUAUCAAUGGAAGCCAACAUUAAAAUGGUGAGAUGAGCAAGAAAAAGGAGACAAAAUCUGAGUAGCUGGAACAAAGUCCUGCCAGCCAAUCUUGAGUCUUCUAUUAUUGGGCCAAUACAUCGGCCCAGCUAACUCAAGAGGGUUAAAGAAUCUAGGAUUGAGAUGUGAUCCAUUUUUUUUGGUCUGCUAAUUGAGGUAUCUGUUUCAAUUAAUAAUAAAUUCCAUCUAGUGUUGAUUCUGUCAACUCUUAUGCAAUAAUAAUUUAAUUCAGAUCAUAUAUAAGUUGUGACUGUGAUGAAAUUAAAUUAUGAUUUCCAACUUAUUUAACUUUCACUCAGUGACAGUGUUAAUCUUUCUGUAAUGCGUUUUUUAUAUAAAAUAUAAAUAAAUUCUUAGUAUGUGGUAAAUAAUUUUUAUCAUAAAAUGAAAAAAUAUACUGAGAAUGUACCUAUCAGCUUGGAAAAGUGUGCAGUUUCUUUUAAAUUAGGUCUCUUUUUUGGUUGGUUUUGAAAUUAUUCAAGGUAAAGCAUAUAUUUAGAUAUUUAAAUUAGAUUUCAAUAUAUAGUAAUUUUUUGAAGAAUUAUUUUGGAUUUCAAUAUAACUUUUUUUUGUUCCAAAAUAGUAAUGGAGUAGAAAAUUAUUUGCAAAAAAGAAGGUUAAAUUGCCUGGUCUAAAAUAAUUGUAUUACAUAUAUUAACCUCUUAGAGUGAAGUCUUGCAGACUAUAGUCUGCUGCAUAGUUUGACCUGUAUAUUAUGUGUUAGGGCUAACUUGCACACACUGCUGAGGUAGGUGAAAUGUGGGUCAUGUUCACUUAGGGCUCUUUUCUGUGUGGGUUUUGUGAAGAUUGUUUUUCCUACUGAGUGCUUGCAUGCCAAUGUGACAAUUUAAACUAACUUAAACUAAUAAAACACACAAAGACUCUCAAACAAUGCCUAUUUAUUCUGCCAUCACAUGUCCUGGGUACAUGCAUAAUAGACUGGGGGGCAAUGUGGAUAAAUCUCUCACCUCUCACGUGCCAAAGUGUCCUCGUUUUAUAGCCAUUUUAAUUGUUUCUAUAGUAUAGUAGUUACUAUCCUAAUGUCUCAUUUUUAUUGGAGUUAGUUUACAUGUUUUUAAUAAUUGUAAAGCUCUUAGAGCUUUAAGGUAAGUGCUAUAUAAAAAUGCCUAAAUAAAUAAAUAAAUAAAUAUUAGUUUUAUGUCAAAAUAUUUGCCAGCAUUGCCAAGAUAAAAUUUAAUAAUACCAUUAUUAAAUGUAUUGCUUUUUUGGGACCCAUUCAGCCAACACAUGGCAACAAAAAGACAUGCAGUGACAUACUAACAAUUUUUAUUGUGACAGAUAACAGCAAGGUUGCAUGGGGUUAUUUCUCACUAGAAUGAUCAGUAGUAAUCAGUGUCUUAAGGUCACACUAUUUCGUUAAAGCAGACAGUGACAAGUCUUGUAAUAGUAAAAUAUGAUGCAAAUAGGUCUGUGUUCAAAUGGGGACUCAUAAAAAAUACAUUGCAUCACCUCUCUAUAUUUAUACAUAAAAACUAAAUGUUGCCAGAUGUAGGCUGUAAUGAUAAUUUCUAUUCCUGGUUCAUGUCUUAACAAUGCUUGAGGUGAAGUCAAGUUUUUUUUUGCCAGCUGGCUUUUAUUACCUGAAAAGUAAGCUGAAUGUUAACCUUGAUAUGUUUUAAAUAGAGUGAAAUAAUUUGGGAAAAAAACAAAGAAAGAUUUUAAAAAAUAUUUCACCCUUGUAUCUUGAGAAUGCUGUAUAAACAUCCAUUUUUCUUUAUUAUUUUUUAAAGUAAAAUAUAUUUAUAUCUAAUCAGACAAUGAAAAAGAUGGUUUAAAAAAAUCAAACUUAAUAAACUCUUUUGUGCCAGAUAGGCACAUCUGGCAACCUCCUCUCCACUAAUUUUGAAUUUGUAUGAAAGAAAAAAAUUAAGUUCUGUAUCCCAGUUCUGCUCCCUCCAUGCAACUGUAGUAUUUUAUUAUUAAAUUAUUUUUUUAAAAAAUGGUCUGCCAAUGAUAAAGUCUAUAUUUUAUUUAAACUGUUACUUGCUUUGCCCUUUGGACUGUAAAGGCUGGCCAAAGUUCUACAAAAAUAAACUCUGAACUUUGACUGCAAACUGAAACCUAUACAAAGUCUAUCAGAGUGGGAAAUAAGAUAUGAUAUAAUGCUAAUCUAUCUUUAGCAUUAUGAUUUUCAGAAAUAAAAGAUAAACAAGAAAAACUCUUGCAAAAUUGCUUGUGCUGCAGUUGUUUACAUAUUAAUGUGAAAUUUGAUGCUAUUAAUUUAUUUAAAAAAAAAACAACAAAAAGCAAAACCCUAAUAAAUUUGAUUAUAUACUUUUGUGAAUAAAUUGUUAAACGGCUUACACUUAUUAAUUAUUGUUUGAGUUGUUUUGUGAGAGAUUUUUCAAAGUACACGAAUUACUAGAGACAAACUAUCCUUGAAAAAAAUCAAAUAGAAGUAAGUUUAUUGCACAGAAAAUUGUUUAGUUUUACUUGCAAAUUCACAUUAUUACUUAAAAUUAUAAAUAUAUUUAUAAAUAUUUAAUAUACAUUUGGAUUAAUCAGUAAAUCCAGACUUGUUUGAAUUUUUAGAAAUUUUUUUAUAAAUUUUUAAAUAUCCAAGUUUAUUUAGUCAGUUAGCUUAAAGAGGAAGUCUUUAAAUUAUUUUAUCAUCAUCACAAGAUAAAUGGCCUGGAGAUCACAGUCUCGGCUUUAACAGUCUCGAUUGUUGAUGUGACACUUCUUGUGAACUAUAUACAUCUUGGUAUCAUUGAUUCCCUUGAAUGCAAACUUAACUAUCUAAUGUAAACAUACGACUGACUACAUUUGUCAUUACAUACUUAUUGUGUACACAUAAAUUAUGAAUAUGUACUUGAUCUGGGAGCAUUAAAUAUCUAGGCUAAAAUUUAGUUAAUUAUUUAAUUGGAGAUUUUUAAAAAUAAAGUUUAUUGAUUAGAAGGGGACUUCAUUAGAAGAAGGAUAAUUAUUUUUACUAAAUUAUUUCAUAAUAUAAUAUGUACUUAAAUUCAUUAAAAUAUUCAAGAACCCAUGCAGUUGUUGCCAAUCGCCAUAUCAUAUUAAUCAUAUACUUCAAAAUAUGGAUCAGAUAGUGUAAUCACAUCUCUAUUGAUAAGAUCCAAGUGACAUUACAAUUGAGAGCAAUUACAAACAUUCACAUUUCCCCAAGCUUGAUUGAAAAAAAGUCUCUGCAAAAUUUUUUCCCCUCAUAUUAAGGUGUGUUCUUUCCUCCUCCUCAGAUCAGUAGCCAAGUUGGUUCUAGCUGCGGUUCCUGACAACAUGAAUGUGUAGAAUGGUGUCUGUGAGCAAAGAUUCUGUGACCCCUGUGGCUGUGAACCCUUCUGAGGUAAACACACUUCACUUGCAUUUCAGCCUGUCCUCACCAGCAGGCGUUUACUCCUUCUUCAUAGCAAUGUAAUAGCCCCAUCCCUGCAAGUGGCACCACUUUUGACUAAGCCCCAUAGGUUUGUGUUAUUUCCAGGUUUCACUGCACCACAGGGCCAACUACUAUAUAUAAAUUUAAUUAGGUUAAAGAUAGGUCAAGGCUAUAGAGAUGAGGUUAACUCUGAAUAUUAUUAUUAUGAUUUUUUUGUUUCCGUUUAUGCCUUUUAUCCCGCCUGCAAUGUAGGCAGUUAACAAUAAUUUUCUAUUCAUCUUGGUCCUGUGCUUUCCUUUCCAGUUGCUUUCAGGUGUAUCUUAUACUUUGUGUGUCUGCCACUAACUCGCAUCUCCAAGUAUUCUUUGGCCUUCCUCUCUUCCAUUUUCCCUAUAGACUAUAUGAUAGGGAUUAUCUGGUGAUGUUAUUUCGGGGUUUACGAAGAGUGUGUCCCAUCCACAUCCAUCUCUUCCUAAUGAUGUCUUCAGCAAUAAGCUCUUGGUAUAUCCUGUUCAGUAAGUCUUAGUUGAUGAUGAUGUUUGGCCAUGAUUAUUGGCGGUUUAUUUUCAAUUAUUGUGAUGGUUGAUGUGUAAUUUCUAUAAAAUUGUAUAUCCUGGAAAAACUGUAUAAAUUUAAACUGUGUAAUUUUUAUAACUUUGUAGCAACAAGCUGAAGGAGUUGGAAAUAUCACUUUGGUUGACUAGAAAAACUUAAUGAAGUAAAGCUAUAGAUUUGGAUGAUGAGUUAUUUGGAUCACUUCGGCAGCUGAGAAAAAAUUUCACAAAUUAAUUUUUAUCUGUAGACAUGGAUAAUGUAUAAUUGGAUCAUUUUGGCCUAAAUUAGCUCCCAACUCUUAGCCUCACCGGACUUAACUCUAUGGCAGUGACAGCUGUUCAUAUUUCUGAUUAUAACUGAGGCAUGGCUGAAGCCUCCUCCAUUACCAUAAAUAAGAUACCAAUUUGAGAGCUUUAACUUUGUGAAAUUACCAGCCAGCGAUGAAUCUAAAAAUAUAUCUUUCAAUCUAUUUAUGCUCGACAUGGGUGAUGACUCUAAUAUGGUAUAAAGGAUAGGUGUGUUAGAAAUGAAAGGGUUUUAAAACUUUAAUAUUCCAUGUUGAUUCAAGGGGGUUUUAGGCGAGUGGGUUGGAGUGGCUGUUUAUACAGAUAUUAAAAAAAAACAACAUUUUCAGAUUAAAAAAAAAGAUGAAUGAUUAAGUUAGGGCCGUUUUAAACAAAGUUGAAUUAAAACCAGGACAUUUAAAAUAAUUUUGGCACCAUGGAUGUAAAAAAAAAAAAUUAUUAUUUGUGGUCACACAGAAAAAAGUCUUCGUUCUUUGAACCAUUCGUUUAAAUGUUCUUUGAAUCAUUCUUUUAAACGUUCUUUGAACCAUUCUUUUAAACGUUCUCUGAACCAUUCUUUUAGAAGGAAAAAUUAUUGUGAUGUGAGAUGAAAUACAUAUUUUUAAAAUUGUUUUAUUUAUUUCUGCUUGGAUGUCAGCAGAUGCACUCAAUCUUUUGUUAAAUUAAUCAUUUUUUUCUGUAGUAUGUCAGCAGAUGCACUCAAUCUUUUGUUAAAUUAAUAAUUUUUUUCUGUAGUCUUUAACUGUAAUGUUUACAGUACACGACUAUUCCGGACAAGUAUACCCACCAAGCCUGUUCUGGUACAAAAAAGUAUGACUGGUCACCCUUAAGAAUGAUAAAACAUUACACCUGAGCCAUUUGUAUCUUUUAAUUUUCUUUACAUUUCAUAUAGACCCUGGGUGUUUGUAUCCUUGGGCUGGUCUUACAUGCUGUGUCCACAUUGGAAGAUUUAUUUGUAAAACACACAACGUGCCACUUCUCAUUUCCAGGUUCGCCUUCGUCCCAUGGCCAUCAUACGAAACAAACUGGGACCAGACGCCGGCAGAGAUGGUGUGGAGGAGAAAGAACAUUACCACCAAGAGGAGCACAAAAUUAACGAGAAGGUUUGGAGAUGAAAAUGAUAAGAAUUACUAGCCACGUAUCAUGUAUAUUAAAAAAAAUAAUUUAUGUUGCAAUGCCUCAGACAGUGUAGUUUGAAACAUUAUUAUGUUACAAAUUACAUAAAUUCUAUGGGUGAUUUGCAAAACAUACAAAAUAGGAGUUUCUCAUCAACAUACAUUUUUAUAAAAUACUGUCAAAAUGAAUGUAGGAAGCUCUGUUCAACAUUCAUUUUUAUAAAAGACUGUCAAAAUGAAUGUAGGAAGCUCUGAUCAACAUACAUUUUUAUAAGCACAAGACUGACAAAAUAAAUAUACGAGAUUCUGAUCAACGGCAUCAACUUAACUUUAUUAAGUUUUAAGUACAGUAUAUGUUAAAGAAGUGUGUAGAAAACAUUAUGAAAAGAAAAUUUUACAAAAAGAAUGAUGAUAAGAAACGUCAACACUAAGGCAUUAUAAAUAACAUAGUUAAAUUUGUUCACAAAUGUUAUCAGUCCAAUGAAAAUGCUAAAAUAACUGACAGUAAGAUCUAUAAGAUUGAAUUGAACUUAACAUUUGAAAGUGGAAAUUAUCAUAAUAUAUAGGUCUCAGUUUCUAAAAAUAAAAUUUAAAGAAGAAAAAAUAUCGGUUGCAACCUUUCCACACAUCAGUUUUUGCUUACUGUUGUUAGUAGGGAGUUGUCAUUUAUGAAAAAAGUUGGAGAAUCUGUUUCUCCCUUUCUCUUGCUUAUGUUUGAGCAGAUGACAAUAUUUUCCAAAUAUUUAUUAAAGGACACAAAGUUUAUGAAGAUUUAUUUUCAAUUUUAAAGAUGUUAUGGACAACUUUUUGUGAUGUCUCGAUAACAAAUUUUAGUUAUAUUUACCUUGAAAAAUGUCAAUGUGACCCCCAUAACUAAGGGUGCAACCUGUCUGGGGGGUCAACUUCUAAUAUCCACUUUGAGGACCCCAAACUAAGUGUGUGACUGAUCCACUGGAGCGACCUAUUUGCGAGUAAAUACAGUAAUUGGAUAUUUUUUAAGAAUCACCAACAGAGAUAAUUGAAUGAAUUAGACAAGAAUAUGUGAUAUGUCUGAGAACAGAUUGCCUUGGAGAAUAUGCGUGGAAAUAAAAGCACCACAAUGAGAAAUAAAUUAAAAAAUACACAGGACUUAGAUUUGUGAAACACUCACAGCCGGAUUAAGGAAUAGGGUGUAUAAAAUUUAUGGAAGAUACUAAUGUGUAAAUAUACCAUCUCUGCUCUGAAUGUAAAAUUUAUUUUUAACAAACACCCCCCCCCCCCCUUUCCCGUUAAGCUUACUGAGCCCAAGGGGAAUCUGUUGACAAAUAAUUAUAAUUUUUGCAUUAUUGCAUUGAGACCCACUGUUUUAUCAAACAUAUUUUUCUCCAUGAAAUUGUUCCAACCAGGUGGCGGACCAGCACAAAGUCUUCACUGCUCUCAUUGCCGGGGCCAUGGCUGGGGCUCUGGCUAAAACUGUUAUAGCACCCCUGGACAGGACCAAGAUCAAUUUUCAGAGUGAGUGGUGGUCAGAUAUUUUUUCUUUUUUGUCAACUUCUACUUCUUUGCUGGUGUAGGAUCAAGAUCAUGAGUUAAAAUUUUUUUUUUAAGUUACGUUUUUAUAACAAGACAAGUCAGGACCAAAAAAAAGACACAAAAAAAGACAGAAUAUUAUCUUGUCUUCAAAAUGGAGCUUUAAAAAAAAUCAAACAAAUCCCAAAGGAAUAAUGAGGGCAAAAUGUUAUUAUUAGUUUGACUUAACCCAGGAACAUAGACAUUUAACCAACCUAACUGACUUAACCCAGGAACAUAGACAUUUAACCAAUGUAACUGACUUAACCCAGGAACAUAGACAUUUAACCAACCUAAUUGACUUAACCCAGGAACAUAGACAUUUAACCAACCUAACUGACUUAACCCAGGAACAUAGACAUUUAACCAACCUAACUGACUUAACCCAGGAACAUAGACAUUUAACCAACCUAACUGACUUAACCCAGGAACAUAGACAUUUAACCAACUUAACUGACUUAACCCAGGAACAUAGACAUUUAACCAACCUAACUGACUUAGCCCAGGAACAUAGACAUUUAACCAACCUAACUGACUUAGCCCAGGAACAUAGACAUUUAACCAACCUAACUGACUUAGCCCAGGAACAUAGACAUUUAACCAACCUAACUGACUUAACCCAGGAACAUAGACAUUUAACCAACCUAACUGACUUAGCCCAGGAACAUAGACAUUUAACCAACCUAACUGACUUAACCCAGGAACAUAGACAUUUAACCAACCUAACUGACUUAACCCAGGAACAUAGACAUUUAACCAACCUAACUGACUUAACCCAGGAACAUAGACAUUUAACCAACCUAACUGACUUAACCCAGGAACAUAGACAUUUAACCAACCUAACUGACUUAACCCAGGAACAUAGACAUUUAACCAACGUAACUGACUUUAGUCAGGCCUGCACAACUCUAAAGGUAAGGUGGGCCAUAAUACUUUAUAGAAUCUUGUGUGGGCUGAAAGAUUAGGACAAGGGGGAAGCCACAACAAUAAAGAAUAUUUCGUUACUUCGCAGGCCCCAAAGUGGGUGCUGGCAGGCUGUAUGCAGCCAGCUUCCGUAUGUUGUGCAGGCCUGAUUUAAGUACUAUAAAUACAAUACAAAAUUGGGGUAAUCAUGAGGAGAAUACAGCAGGAUUAAUAGCAAACUUUAUUAAGCAAUUACAUUUUAGUUCACAGAAAUGUUUACAUUUGUGAUCACCAAAUCCAUAGACUCAGUACAACACCAGAAAACAAGCAGCUUUUUCCUACAGUUCUCUGACCAAAAUAGGAACAAAUGUAAAUAAAGGCACCUUUUCACAUUUCAGGAUUUGACUCAUUUUUUUCAGAAGUUUGGAUAAAAAAGUGUACUAAAUAAAGUCCUAAUUAAAUGAGUUGGUUUUAGAUUUGCUCAUGUAACAGUUGUACUUCUUGUUUCAGUCGCCAACAAGCCAUUCUCUGCUCGGGUGGCUGUGCAUUUCUUAUAUGACACGGUGAGGGAGUCUGGUUUCCUGUCAUUAUGGAGAGGUAACUCCGCCACACUGGUCAGGAUCAUUCCCUAUGCCGCCAUACAGUUUAGCUCCCAUGAGCAGUAUAAGCUGUGGUUGAACUUUCACCACAAGAAGUGAGUGCUGUGCUUUGGAACUGGUGCUGAGUAAAUUACCUGCUUGCCUUACCUAGGUUCCUUGAGCUUGCUAUACUUUCCUUACCUGAUACUUAGUACUUGACCUACUCACCUAACUUUGAUGCCUAAUUCAUAACAAUACUCAACUAAUCAUUACAGUGGGGCACUGGAUAUCUGAACUAAUUGGGACCAGGGGAGGUUUUGACUGACCGAACUCAAAACUCUCAUACUUAAAAGACUUGGAAUAGGUCGUAAUAUGUAAAAAAAAAAAAAGAAAAAAGACCAGUAAGAAUCAACACCAACUGUCACCAAACACCAAUGUAAAUUUCACACGUUUCUAACCAUGUCACGUAGUGUAUCAGUGUCAGCUGAUUCAUGUCAAAAACCGAUGAGAUUUGUAUUUUUUUUUUAUCAGUGAAAUCCGAGGCCCCUUUGACUUUGUUAGCCACUAUUCUGUGAUAAUAUAUAUAUUAAUUUUAAAGUUUUCAGAUUGUAUUAUGUCAGUCUUGCCUCUGUGUGUACUAUAAAAAAUCUUAGAUUUUUACCUGGAUUGUGCAACAGAGGUUGGAAGCUUUUCCGAUUUUUCUAUGGUAAUGCCAUGUGUGAUAAUAAUUUUUAAAAGACGGGGCAGUUCUGUAACCGGCACUUUGGAUAGUCAACGCUCCAUUGCACUUAAAAUAAUAAUAACGGUCCUUUAGAUCUAGUACUUUAACCACUCUACUUACUUUGAUGCCUGCUACUUGACCCACUUACUUAACUUGAUGCAAUCUAUUUUCUCCUCCAGGCAUUUACCUCCUCACUUACGGUUCCUGGCUGGUUCACUUGCUGGCGUCACUUCUGUUGCGUUCACCUACCCACUCGACUUGUGCAGGGCUCGGAUGGCCGUGACGCCGAAAGCAACGUAUGACAUACCAUAGUACUUGAAUAAUAAAAAAAGUAACUUUGUAUCAAGUUGCUAUUUAAUUAAUUUAAGUUUAGAGAUGCAAUUCUUUUAUUGAUCCAAAUAAAUGGAAAUGUUUUUUUGAUACAUUGUACAUAUUCAUUUUCAGCCCAUAAGUAAAUAUAUAUUUUAACCUAGACAACAUUUUACAAUUAUAACAGUUUAAACAGGAGACAUCUAAAGUAUUUCUCUAGCAUUGAAUCCCUUUGAAAAGUGCCCAUUGUGUACUGGUAGAUUUAAAGAAACAAACUAAAAAAAAAAUCAAUAAUAAAAAAAAAAUUUGAUUCAAAUUGUUAUGAUAAAAUUCUCUGACAUGGUCAGAACAUUAUUCUUUGUCAAUUUUUGAUGGCCCAUUAGUAUUCUUAAGAGAAAGGCUAAAAACCCAGACAAUACAUUAUGGGUACACAAAGUUUAACACAAUCAACUUUUAGUUGAAAUACCUACUGCACUAUUGUAACUACUGGUACUGUAUGGAACAAUUCUAACUACAGUACAGAACAAUUGUAACUACUGGUACUGUUCAGAAUUCUUGUAACUACCAUCCGAAAUGUUUUUAUUUGCCUACAGAAUACUUGUAAUUACUGUAAAUAACAAUUGUAAUUAAUGUACAACUAUUUUAACUACUAUACUGAAUACUUGUAACUAUCAUACAAAAUAUUUGUAACUACCUUCAGAAUACUUGAAAUUGCUGUACAGAACAAUUGUAACUACCAUAAAAAACACUUUAACAUGUAGAAAGAAAAAUAUCUAAAUCUCACCAAUAAAAUUCAGGUACAACCAUAUAGGUGAAGUAUUUAUAAAGAUGAUACGAGAAGAAGGUUUCCGCUCCAUCUACAGAGGGUUCACCCCAACAAUGCUCGGGUCUAUACCAUACUCUGGCUCGAGUUUCUUUACGUAUGAAACUUUGAAAAAAUUCCACGCUGGUAAGUUGGGUUGGUUUCUACAGCAUUAUUUCUGUGGUCACAGGUAAAUGGUAAAUGAUAAAUAAAUAUGUCCAGAUAAAUAGCAUUAAAUGAUGAAUAAAUAUUGCCAGAUAAAUAGCAUUAAAUGAUGAAUAAAUAUUGCCAGAUAAAUAGCAUUAAAUGAUCAUUAAAUAUGUCCAGAUAAAUAGCCAUAAAUAAUGAAUAAUAUUGCCAGAUAAAUAGCAAUAAAUGAUGAAUAAAUAUUGCCAGAUAAAUAGUAUUAAACAAUGAAUGAAUAUUACCAGAUAAAUAGUAGUAAAUGAAAGAUAAAUAUUGCCAGAUAAAUAGGAGUAAAUGAUGAAUAAAUAGGAAGAAAAACAUUGGCAGGGAACCAUGAACAAAUAUGAUCAGAGAGUUUCCAGUGGAUGAUGAAUAAAUAUAGAAGGAAAGAUUUCUGAGAAAAUGGAAAUGUUCACCCACUUUUUAAUUGAAAAAUUUUGCCAGAGCAAGGCAUUCAUGAUUUUGACCAUCAACAAUUUUAGUAAAUAUUUAAGAAAUUAUUUCCAGAAAUUCCAUAAUUUUAACAGCCCAUUUUCCCCCAUUUAAAAAAAAUUGAUAAUUUUUUUUUUUAAUGUAAAAAGUUUGUUUUUUAUCUUAUCUGUCCAAAAUUAUUUUUUUGUAUGGGGAACAUCAAUCAACUAAAUGAGCAAGUGGUAAUGAUUGAUUAAUUUUUGAUUAUUGAUUUUUUUAAAGAAACCCACCUGGGGAGAGACCCGACUCCUAUAGAGAGGUUAACAUUUGGGGCCAUAGCCGGUAUGGUUGGUCAGUCUGCUUCGUACCCCUUGGACAUUGUCAGGCGGCGGAUGCAGACGGCAGGUAAAUUGUCGGGCUUCUCCCACAUCGUACUUUAGAUUACUCACCACUCCAUCAUGUUUAACAGAGCGCUGUUUUAACCCACCUCUGCUUCAGGAAUGUUUAGAAACAAUAUUUUUUUGCCAACUUCGUGAUGGCAGGUCAACUGUUCAGACUUGAGGCCAUGCCUGAAAGUUGAAAAAAAUUUAUUACCUAUAUAAUUUUAACUACAUAUAUUUUAUAUUUACAACUAAUAUUACUUGAUUAGACAGAGUUACAGAGCGGUAUUUUUUACAUGUAAUUUACCUAAUUUGGCUCUUGAAUUGGGUAAAUCUUUGGUUUGUCUCUCUAAUUAUAGAUAUACCGUGAUUUACUUUUUUUGGUGUUUUACAAGCGUGGCUGCUGUCUUGUUUUAAACCCCCUCAACACACACACUAUUUUUUUCUUUUUAUUUCUUGAAACUAUAAUAUUUUUUUGUUAUGUGUAAAUUAUUGAAAAAAAUAGCUAAACAUGUCAAUAAUCUGACAUUUCUUUACGUAUGAAAUUAAAAAAAAAAAAUUUCCACAUUUGUAAGUUGGGUUGGUUCUCCAGCAUAUUUUGUGUGUGGCCAGAUAAGUAGAAAAUGAUGAAUAAAUGAAUGAUAUCAGAACAAAAGUUGCAUUGUCACAUACUAUUGAUUGUGUUUCGGUAAAGCUUACAAUCUGACACGUCAUCAAACCGAGAAAAGGAUCAAGCUGCUUAUUUUGUGUGUUUUAAUAUAGUUCCUCUUUGUCAUUUUUUUUUUUUUACAAAAUUGUUUCUUGGCAGGUGUUACUGGACACAUACACGACUACACCACCAUUUUGAACACCACCCGCAGCAUUAUACGAGAGGAGGGUUUUAUACGAGGCAUGUACAAGGGCCUCAGCAUGAACUGGAUCAAAGGGCCCAUAGCAGUAGGCAUCAGCUUUACAACCUUUGACAUGCUGAAACAUUGGCUGCGCAAACUUCCCUACUUUCAAGAGGAUACCAGGAAGACAUGAGUCUUGCUAGGAGUUUUAGUUUUAGUAAGAAAAAUAAACUGCUUGAAAUUUAACUUAUGAUGACAUAGAAUUUUACUGGGAGCGGUAUAGUCUUUCGAAAAAAGUUUCCUAUGAACUUUUGCUGUGUUUAUCGAUCAGCGAGUGCCUAAUUGACAAGUGGACAAUAUUUCUGGUAGCCAAAUUGUGCCACAUACUCCAGCUGGCUGCAAAUCUGCUAAGCAGUGAUUGUAAAUUGUGCUAGACAAGGCCCAGUGGUAUGGUAUGCUGUCACAGCCCAGUGGUAUGUUAUGCUGUCAAGGCCCAGUGGUAUGGCAUGCUAUGUUUCUGACAGGAGUCGUUUUUUUUUUUUUCAAAAAGCUGUUGUAUAGAUGUGUACAGAAAGACUGAAAUUACAUGUGUUUUACUUUUGUGUG
Molecule: messenger RNA, 13966 nt
Organism: Lymnaea stagnalis (great pond snail)
Lineage: Eukaryota; Metazoa; Mollusca; Gastropoda; Lymnaeidae
Source: the annotation of a GenBank genome assembly